Molecule: messenger RNA, 1821 nt
Organism: Papilio polytes (common Mormon)
Lineage: Eukaryota; Metazoa; Arthropoda; Insecta; Lepidoptera; Papilionidae
Product: polypeptide N-acetylgalactosaminyltransferase 2-like
Exons: 11
Coding region: 94-1689 (531 amino acids)
Cellular component (GO): Golgi apparatus
Source: RefSeq, a predicted model, not a curated record
GCGCGGCCGCGCGCCGCGAAAAUAUCCGAUAUAAAAACAAACGUGUUCAAAUAUAAGUGAACGUGAUUUUUUUUGAGUGAAACAAAAACCCGUAUGUUUUCAAAAAUGAGGCGGAAUAUCAAGAUAUUGUUUUUGAUUGCUGUGGCGUGGUUUUUCGCGCUGUUUUACUUCAUGCAGACGGAGUCGACGCAGAGCAAGGAAGAAAACAUAGCGCUCCGUCUUAUCAAACAGCACGCGGAUGUAGAAGAAACAGAAAGCAGUCCUGCGUCACCUGAGGACAAUUAUGGCACGGGUAGUACAGGCAAGACAUACUUUGAUGAAGGUGGCUACGUCUCCGGAGAUAAGAGGGACAAAGACCCUUACGUACGGAAUCGCUUCAACCAAGCCGCAUCGGAUAACCUACCUAGUAACAGAGCUGUUCCUGAUACUAGAAACGCGAUGUGCCGUUUAAAAAAAUACGAUCAAGACCUACCUGAGACCAGUGUUAUUAUCACAUUCCAUAAUGAAGCUCGGUCGACGCUACUGCGUACUGUUGUCAGUGUCCUCAACAGAAGUCCAGAACAUUUAAUAAAGGAGAUCAUCCUUGUAGACGACUUCAGUGAUAACCCUGAGGAUGGCGCCUCGCUUCGAGCUAUUCGCAAAGUUCGCGUGAUCAGGAACUCAGCGCGCGAGGUCGGUUGCGAUGAGCCCGCGCACCUCGACCAAGGUAAAUUGCAAAAGCGAUUUACUUUGAAAGAUCGAAGUAGGGUGGUGUGUCCAGUGAUUGACGUCAUCAGCAUGGACACGUUCCAGUACAUCGGCGCGUCUGCCGACCUUCGCGGCGGCUUCGACUGGAACCUGGUCUUCAAGUGGGAAUAUCUAUCGCAUGCUGAGCGCAGCGCCCGCUUGAGCGAUCCCACGCAAGUGAUCCGCACGCCCAUGAUCGCCGGCGGCCUCUUCAGUAUGGACAGGCAGUACUUCAAUAAACUGGGAAAGUACGACAUGAAGAUGGACGUCUGGGGCGGCGAGAACCUCGAAAUAUCUUUCAGAGUAUGGCAGUGCGGUGGGUCGUUAGAGAUCGUUCCCUGUUCCCGAGUGGGUCACGUGUUCCGCAAGCGACAUCCCUACACGUUUCCCGGCGGGUCUGGUGCGGUGUUCGCGAGGAACACGCGCCGCGCCGCAGAGGUCUGGAUGGAUGAUUACAAAGAACUGUACUAUAGAUCACAGCCUCUGGCAAAGCAAGUCGAUUUUGGAGAUAUCUCUGAGCGCGUACGUCUCCGCGAGAAACUGCACUGCAAGCCAUUCCGCUGGUAUCUAAAGAAAGUGUACCCUGAACUGCAAGUGCCGACGCUCGAGACCUCGGACAACACGCACGUCAUCCGUCAAGGCCCGCGCUGUCUCGACACUAUGGGACAUCUAGUAGACGGCACUCUCGGCAUGUAUCCCUGCCAUAAUUCUGGCGGUAAUCAGGAGUGGCGUUUCGAUAACGGUCUGAUACGCCACCAUAGUCUGUGCAUCUCGCUGUCAGCCGAGGACCGUGUGACGGCAGUACUUGCCGCAUGCGACGCCACAGACGACGCCCAAAUGUGGCGACGCCAAGGAGAAAUCAUCCGUCACGCCAAACUAGACGCCUGUCUUGAUGCAAGCAGACCCGCGCUGUACAUAGACCAGUGUGACCAAUAUAAAGUCAGCCAGCAGUUUUCCUUUUAAUUACGUUUGUGACUUGCUGACGCUUAAUAACUCUGAUGCGAGUUUUGUAACAGGGUAUUUUUUUCAUUUUCACACAUUAAUUUGCAGUGUUUUAAAUGUAAAAAAAAAAAAAUUCUACACUAAAAACGUACU